Penicillium cosmopolitanum is the source of this 420-nucleotide messenger RNA. RefSeq lists its product as uncharacterized. NCBI's taxonomy places the organism in Eukaryota, Fungi, Ascomycota, Eurotiomycetes, Eurotiales, Aspergillaceae. The transcript has 3 exons. The record is from RefSeq and is a predicted model, not a curated record. Bases 1 to 420 code for a protein of 139 amino acids.
AUGAACCUCCUCACCCUCCUCGGAGCGCUCUCGCUCCUACUAAUCUCCGCCCUCGCCGAUUCCACCGCCGACAUCUUCUACUGGCCCAUCGGCGCCUCAUCACCCUCCGUCCUAGCCCGCGUCUCCUUCGACCCAACAACCCAGAAAUCCAACGUGGUCUCCUACAACGCACCCUCCGGUUCCACCGACACCCUCGUCCGCAUCGGCCUAUACACCACAACUCCCUCAAACCCCAAGCAAUGGGCUGAGCUAGUGUUGAGUGAGCCCGGUGCGCAACCGCAUCUUAAUCGUCCGGUGGUUGUUGGUCCGGAUGGGGCUGAUACCGAGGCUGUGGAGGAAAAGAGCAUGUUGCAGAAGUAUUGGUGGGUGCUUGCGAUCGUUUUCUUCUUGACUAUGACUAGUGGCGGCGGGGGAGAGUAG